Molecule: messenger RNA, 627 nt
Organism: Penicillium canescens
Lineage: Eukaryota; Fungi; Ascomycota; Eurotiomycetes; Eurotiales; Aspergillaceae
Exons: 4
Coding region: 25-510 (161 amino acids)
Source: RefSeq, a predicted model, not a curated record
UAUACCUUGCGAUUCUACCCCAGAAUGCAAUCAACACCCAACAGAACCAGUAAAAUUCCUCGACCUUGGAAUAUGUCUCCACGAGUCAGCCAAGAAAGCAAAAUUCCCCAAGAAAAUGGGAACUCCCAAAACACAAGUCCUCAGCUACCAAUCCAAUCUCUGCCUGUUCCCGUCCAGGAUGAGUUCCCCCUUGUUUCACAACUGACGCAGGACCUCGAGGACUGCGACUGGGAGCAACUGCAAAACAAAUAUUCCGAUUCAAUGGAAGAACACAGCCGAGUGGAAGAGAAUCUUCGCAUUGAAACAGCAAAACUGCUCGAGGUUUUUAUGGCCUGGUCUCAAACCACUGUGUUGCAAGAUGAAAAUCGGGCAUUGAAAAGAUUCAAGACCCAGAUGCAGCAUGUUCAACACUCGGAAGUCAGCAUGGAAAACAAAAGAAAGCAUUAUACGGAGGUGGUGAAGGCUUUCCAAAGUGCUCUUGCGCUACUCAACGAGCAGCUCAAGGUUUGAGUACAUCAUUAAUACGACACUUAUGAUCCAAUCUUACGAAGUUAUGUUAUACUUCCCUUUUGUUUGAGCAGGGCCAUACAGGAUUUGAGAAUGAAUCAACCUGCAAAAUGCCAUGGU